This is a messenger RNA of Puma concolor (puma), 1512 nucleotides long. RefSeq names its product cytochrome P450 11B1, mitochondrial. Gene Ontology annotation, biological process: cholesterol metabolic process; aldosterone biosynthetic process; cortisol metabolic process. Gene Ontology annotation, molecular function: iron ion binding; steroid 11-beta-monooxygenase activity; corticosterone 18-monooxygenase activity. Lineage: Eukaryota; Metazoa; Chordata; Mammalia; Carnivora; Felidae. The record is from RefSeq and is a predicted model, not a curated record. Gene Ontology annotation, cellular component: mitochondrion; mitochondrial inner membrane.
AUGGCAUUCGGGGCAAAGGCACGCGUGUGGCUGGCAGGGCCCUGGCCGUCCCCGGGCAGGGCCCGCGCACCGGGCGCCAGAGCCGCUCCGGCCCCCAAGGCGGUGCUGCCCUUCGAAGCCAUACCGCGCUGUCCCGGCAGCAGGUGGAUGAGGUUGCUGCGGAUCUGGAAGGAUCAGCGCUUGGAGAACCUUCACCUGGAGGUGCACCAGCUCUUCCGGGAGCUGGGGCCCAUUUUCAGGUAUGACGUGGGAGGGACACGCAUGGUGUUCCUGAUGCUACCCGAGGAUGUGCAGAGGCUACAGCAAGUGGACGGCCAUCAACCGUGGCGGCCGCCCCUGGACCCCUGGCUGGCCUACCGACAGCAUCGCGGGCACAAAUGUGGCGUGUUCUUGCUAAACGGGCCCGAAUGGCGCAUGAACCGACUGAAGCUGAACCCAGACGUGCUGUCGCCUCAGGCCGUCCAGAAGUACCUGCCCAUGGUGGACUGGGUGGCAAGGGAUUUCUCGAAGGCCCUGAGGUCGAGAGUGCUGCAGAAUGCCCGGGGGAGUCUGACCGUGGACAUCCAGCCCAGCAUCCUCUCUUACACCAUAGAAGCCAGCAAUCUAGCCCUUUUUGGAGAGCGGCUGGGCCUCCUUGGCCACAGCCCAAGUCCUGCCAGCCUGAACUUUCUCCGGGCUUUGAAGGUCAUGUUAAAGUCUACCACACAGCUCAUGUUCAUGCCCAGGGUCCUAUCACGCUGGACAAGCACCCAGCUGUGGAAGGAGCACUUUGAGUCCUGGGACUACAUCUUCCAGUAUGCCAACAAUGCCAUCCAGAAAAUCUACCAGGAGCUGGCCCUCAGCCGCCCGGAGCACUACAGCGGCAUCGUGGGGGAGCUGCUGACGCACGCGGACCUGAGCCUCGAGGCCAUCUGGGCCAACUCCAUCGAGCUCACCACCGGGAGCGUGGACACGACGGUCUACCCCCUGUUGAUGACUCUCUUUGAGCUGGCUCGAAACCCUGAAGUGCAGCAGGCCCUACGCCAGGAGAGCCUGGGGGCCGAGGCCAGGAUCUCGCAGGAUCCCCAGAGCGCAACCUCGGAGCUGCCCCUGCUGCGGGCGGCCCUCAAGGAGACCUUGAGGCUGUACCCCGUGGGGAUGUCUGUGGACCGAAAGGUGGCCUCGGACGUGGUGCUGCAGAACUACCACAUCCCGGCAGGGACAUUGGUCAAGGUGCAACUCUACUCCCUGGGUCGAAACCCCUCUGUGUUUGAGAGGCCCGAGUGCUACCAUCCCCAGCGCUGGCUGGACAACAGGGGCUCUGGCACCAGAUACCCACACCUAGGCUUCGGCUUUGGUCUGCGCCAGUGCCUGGGGCGGCGCCUGGCAGAGACAGAGAUGCUGCUGUUGCUGCACCACGUGCUGAAGAGCUUCCUGGUGGAGACCCUCAGGCAGGAGGAUGUGAAGAUGACCUACCAGUUCGUGUUCGUGCCCUCCACCCACCCCCUCCUCACCUUCCGGGCCAUCAACUAG